Messenger RNA from Falco peregrinus (peregrine falcon), 1539 nucleotides. Its product is annotated as metabotropic glutamate receptor 5-like. Gene Ontology annotation, cellular component: postsynaptic density membrane. NCBI's taxonomy places the organism in Eukaryota, Metazoa, Chordata, Aves, Falconiformes, Falconidae. Gene Ontology annotation, biological process: G protein-coupled glutamate receptor signaling pathway; regulation of synaptic transmission, glutamatergic; trans-synaptic signaling by endocannabinoid, modulating synaptic transmission. The record is from RefSeq and is a predicted model, not a curated record. Bases 535 to 1539 code for a protein of 334 amino acids. Gene Ontology annotation, molecular function: adenylate cyclase inhibiting G protein-coupled glutamate receptor activity; G protein-coupled receptor activity involved in regulation of postsynaptic membrane potential. The transcript has 4 exons.
GCUGAGAGAACAGCGUGUUGCAUGGCGUGUGUGUAUGUGCGUGCGUUCGCGGGGGUAGGGUACUCGGUCCUCAGCAUUUGCCUGUGAUCAGAAGAAAACAGGAUGUGCCCGUAGCUGGAGGAGUGACAAUGCUAGCCGAGUGGGGCUCACCUGCUGGUGAUCUUUGCAGAAGCAUUUGAGGAUUAUUCAGCUCCAGAAGGUUUGUGCAAGGAAUGCUAUCUCUGCCGUGGCUGAAAAUAGGAGGUGCCUACCCCUACCCGUCUUGAUUAUUGCCACCAAAAGGACCCCUUUGCCGCCACUGUAGGAAGAAGCAAUAGCUACUGCUGACAAGGUUAUGAGGAUUAUGAUAACAUGUGCAGCUCUGCAUAGCUGUCCACUCAGAGAUGAUGGUGACUUCUUAGAGAAUACACGCAAACUCCUGGUUAACCAUCAACAUAGUGCUCCUUCUAUCCAAGAGAUUCGAUAACUGCUUUUCACCAGCUCUCCGAUUUUGUUCCAUCAUGUUGUCUCUACCAGCCUAAACCAUUUCCUAAAAUGGUCCUUUUUCUGUUCCUUGCAAUCCUGUUAUUGAAGGAAGAUGUCUGUGGGAACUUUGGAAUUCUGGUUUCAGCACAGGCCAAUGAGAGAAGGGUGGUUGCACACAUGCCUGGUGAUAUUAUCAUUGGAGCUCUGUUCUCUGUCCACCAUCAACCAACUGUUGACAAGGUUCAUGAGAGGAAAUGUGGAGAGGUAAGAGAGCAGUAUGGCAUUCAGAGAGUGGAGGCGAUGCUACAUACCCUUGACAGAAUUAAUUUGGACCCUACACUGUUGCCAAAUAUAACGCUAGGAUGUGAAAUAAGGGACUCCUGCUGGCAUUCUGCUGUGGCUCUGGAGCAGAGCAUCGAGUUUAUAAGGGACUCUCUUAUUUCAUCAGAAGAAGAGGAAGGGAUGGUGCGAUGUGUGGAUGGAUCAUCAUCAUCUUUCCGCUCCAAGAAACCCAUUGUUGGUGUCAUUGGACCUGGCUCUAGCUCAGUUGCUAUCCAAGUCCAGAACUUGUUGCAGCUUUUCAAUAUACCUCAGAUUGCUUACUCUGCCACAAGCAUGGACCUAAGUGACAAAACUCUGUUCAAGUAUUUUAUGAGAGUGGUGCCAUCUGAUGCCCAGCAAGCACGGGCAAUGGUGGACAUUGUAAAGCGCUAUAACUGGACCUAUGUUUCAGCUGUACAUACUGAAGGAUCUCACCUGGUCGCCUCUGCUCAAACAAACAAAUGCCGAAUGGAAGGCUCAAAAUACGAUCUGGGAAUGAAAAAUGUUAUUAAGAGACUGAGUAGUGGUGACGAUGUUGCUGAACAGCAGCAGAUGCUGCUGGCUUUAUUACAACCAAUAGAAAGCAGAUUGUCCUUCCCACACACUGAGCCUGGAAAUGGCACAGUUCCUGUCCCUGUCCCUGGGGUGCACCUCUUCAGUCAGGGAGGGAUCUAUCAAGUUGAUGAGAUGGGAAAUCUUCCAGGAAACAAGGAUUCACUGCACAGUGCCUUCUGGGUCAGUGGAGUUUUAUGA